AUGCUGCGCUAUCUUUAUCCCAGUCACCGCAUCUGCUUCAGAAGUCUCACGCGGCCCUCUAGGCUCGCAGCCUGUCCAAAGGGCCAAUUCUGGCAGCAUAGGCUGAUAGCGUCUGGCACAUCUCGUGUUCGACAAUUCCCAGCCGCCGGGUUCAGAGAAAUAGAUCCGUCGCAGAAGAUAGAAGAGGAGAGAUUUGGUGAUUAUCUUGCAGAACGAUACUACCCUAUCGACAUUGGUGAAACAUUCCAAUCCAGAUAUCAAGUCAUCACAAAGCUCGGGUUUGGCGCCACUUCGACCGUAUGGCUAUGUCGAGACCUCCAGGAGCACCGCUACUUGACGCUCAAGGUCAAUGUUCGCAGCAGGAGACCGAACCCUGAGGUUGAGUUGACGAACUAUAUGAAGAGCAUAGAGGAUAUCCAUGGCGGUGAAGUCAACGUUCGCCGCGUAAUAGAGUCAUUUAAUAUUGACGGACCUCAUGGAACUCAUUGCUGUGUUCUAUACGAACCCACUGGUAUUGAUUUGAGCGAUUUUAUACAUCGCUUGGAGACCGGAGCGCUACCUGAGCUUCUACUUAGACCAGCUAUCCGAUAUAUCCUCAUUGCGCUGGAUUAUAUCCAUCAGCUUGGAAUUAUACAUACGGAUAUACAGCCGAACAACAUCCUUCUAGGCAUAAAGGACCAAUCCGUCCUCUCACAGCUUGAACAAGAUGAGAUUGACCAUCCGGUAGCUAGGAAACGAAUCCCUGGACGAACGAUAUAUUUGUCACGGGAGAUGCCCAUAACCCGGGGAUUUCCAGUUCUUUCGGAUAUGGGUGAAGCUCGACGUGUAGAGGCUAAACAAAGGGGCAUUAUCUUGCCAAGUAUCUACCGCGCUCCAGAGGUGAUGCUGGAUAUGGAGUGGGAUAACAAGGUCGAUAUAUGGGCACUUGGACAAACCAUAUGGACCCUCUUCGAAAAGGGCCAUCUCUUCGAAAAUAUCAAUCCGAUGGGAGAGUUAGAUCAUGGCCGCAGAUUCGCGGAAAUGAUAUCACUUAUGGGUCCUCCACCUCCCGAAUUCCUUCAGAGAAGCAAAGAGGGCGCAAAGUACUGGGAUGAAAAGGGAAACUGGAAACUCUCGCAUAUCUACCCAAUCCCAAAGCAGACCCUGGAAUCUCGAGAGAUCCAGCUAGAAGGGGAGAACAAAAGACUUUUCUUGGAGUUUAUGAGAAAGAUGUUACAGUGGGUGCCAGAAGAUAGAGCGAAUGCUCAACAGCUACUCUUCGAAGACCCAUGGGUAAUCGGAGGUGAAUAUUGA
Molecule: messenger RNA, 1293 nt
Organism: Arthroderma uncinatum
Lineage: Eukaryota; Fungi; Ascomycota; Eurotiomycetes; Onygenales; Arthrodermataceae
Product: CMGC/SRPK protein kinase
Exons: 5
Coding region: 1-1293 (430 amino acids)
Biological process (GO): protein phosphorylation; spliceosomal complex assembly; regulation of mRNA processing
Molecular function (GO): ATP binding; protein kinase activity
Source: RefSeq, a predicted model, not a curated record